CGAACGUGUGCGCUAGUAUAUGUGUGUGUGUCCCUAUCGCGUGUGUGUGUGUGUUCGUCGCAUUGGUUGCUGUCGUGUGAUUUGCUGCCCUUUUUUCGGUGCCCCUAUUAUCGUAUUUAGCAAUUUCACCAUCCGACGGGAAGUUCCAGUGCCAAGGCCAAAUAGUCAACAACGCUCCCGGCCCUCCAAGUGACUGCGCGGCACCAGCUGCAGCGAUCCUUUCCCGGUGUGCUGCCGCCCUCUCUCACCACACACACCACCCGCGGAAAGAGGCGCUCCGUCACGCAGGGCUUUUUCUUUUGUCCGUCGCGCUGCUGUUUAUCGCCAUCGUCAUCCGGAGUGUACACUGCAGUGUCAAAGUGGAUCAUUCCAUCGGUGCGUCGGUUGCUGAAGUGCCCCCGGGUGGCCACGGUACAAGCGCUGCCGGUCGCCAUCGUCGUCGUCGCCGUCGUGGUCAAACCGAGCGCGAGGCUCCGCAACCGCAGGGAGUGGUGGUGGUGCUCGGGUCAGCUGCAGGUCGCAAACGUCGACCGCUUGGGGGCGACAGGUGACAGCUGAAGGUUGUACGCGAGAUAUCGGUAGCCCGGGGGGUGCUGCGGACCGGCCGGCAAGUUGGAUAGAGGAAGGGGACAACGAUGUCCGAUUCGUUCUUUGGGUUUGAUGCGUCCCUGCCCGGCGAGGACGACGAUGGCGGUGGCGGAGGCGGCGGCAGGUCCGGCGGCGGUGGUCGACGCGUGCUGGGCGGAGGAAGCGGUGGCCGGGGAUCCGAUUCGGAGGAGGAGUACGACGCCCUUAACGAUGAAACGUUCGGUCAGGCCCGCCAGGACGAUUGGGAAGAUUUGCACGAGAAUCUGGUGCGAAUGGACCAGCGGGAAGGGGGCGACGGUGAUUCCGGGGCCGACUCCGAUCUCGACAUCAACUUCUCCUCGGUCGGAAUUGACAACUUCGAGCUGGACAACGAUACGGAACCGGAAGCUCGAUUGCAGCUCGAUCCGAGCGUGUGGACGAUGCCCAGCAAACCGGAGACCCCGCGACACAGUGUGCCCUCCGUACCGGCCCCGAUGCCCCCGGCGAUUGUCAGUGCACCGACCCCACUUCCAGCCACAGAUCGGUUCGGUGCGCCGAUGGGACGGUUUCCGACGAUGCCCAACGCGGGCCUGCGCAUCUGCUCGCUGGAGGAAAUUGAGCAGAACAUGAUCAAGCAGCAGCAGGAACAGAUGCGCCGAGGAAUGACCCCGCUACCUCGUCCUCCGCCGGGCUUUCUGCCCCCCUCCAAUCCAACCCAGGGUGGUAUGCAGCCGCCCCAUCCUCCCGGCUCGAUGCCGCCUCCCUCGCCAAUGAUCCAUCGUCCGCUACCGAUUCCGAUCGGGUUCCCUUCGCCGGCGCUGAUGGGAGGAGCUCCCGGAGGUCAGCCGUCCGCUCCCGGCGGCCCGAUGGGCGGUCCUCUUUUUCCGCCCACCAACAUGCCGCCACCGAACGGGCAGCCGGGCGGGCCUCCAUUUCCCUUUCCGAUGAACUUCCAGGGUCCGCCCGGAUCCGGGGGAAUGCCUCCCAACAACAACAACAGCAACAACGGCAACAACAACAACAAUAAUGGUGGGAUGAAUAAUAAUGCCAGCUUCAGCCAGCGGCUCGUGGAGGAGAUACAGCAAAACCAUCCGAUGCUGCCCCACUACCGGCCGCCGGGUCCGCUACCGAUGGGCGUACCACCUCCACCGGGCGGUCCGGGCCAGAUGCCCCCGAUGCCACCGCACGGCGGCAACUUUAAGCACCCGUUCAUGCCGCACCAUCAUCCAGGAUUUCCGCCCAACUGGAACGGGCCACCGCAGAUGCACCACGGCAAUAUUCACCAUCACGGUGGUCAUCAUCAUCCGGGCUUCCCGGGUGGACAUCACCACUUUCCUCAGCAGCAGCAGCAACAGCAAGGUCAAGGACACCAUCAUCAUCAUCAACAACAGCAGCAACAGCAGCAGCAACACCAUCACCAGCAUCAGCAGGGUGGCGGUCAUCGUUUGCACAAUGGAAAGCAGAACCGGAACUACGAGUACGAUGAGUACGCGAACAUGAUGACGGAGCGGGCGAAACACUGGCUGCUCGGCAUUCAGCUCUCCCAGCUGAACAAGGACACGGCCUACUACAACGAUUACUACUUCUGCGUAAUCCGCGACCGGAAGGAGCGCGAGCGAGGCGCGGAGCGGGAAAGCAAAGCGCACAAGGACAACACGUUCUAUCAUCCGUUCAGCCAGCAGCAGAACCAGCAGCAGCAGCCGCAGCAGCACUGGAACGGGUUCGGGCGGGAGCGCCGCAAUUCGGAGAACUCCACCUCCACGAAGGACGGCAUCAAGGAGAUACAGCCCCGCCGCUACAAGCUGGUGCAGUUCGAGAAUUCGCUCGGCAAGCUGCAGUGUGGCAGCGUGAUUGCACCGCGCAAGAUCAUCGACCAGGAUGUGGUGGUGGAUCGUUCCGUCGCCGAGGGCGGCAGUGGACCCGGCGGACCGGGCAGCGGUACCGGAGGGAGUGGCAGUGCUCCCGGCAGCUCCGACUCGGUGCACAAUCAGCGCCGCUCGCGACAGAUUCUGCUGCACGUGGAGAACCUUUACCGGCUGCUGCUGCGCCUGGAGGACAUGUCGAACCAGCUGGCGAUCGAGGCCAAGCAGCAGAUGCGAGAAAAGCGCGACAAGGAGCGCCUGCUGGCACAGGAAAAGCUGGCCAGCGGCGGUACGGACGAGCAGAACAAUGUGAGCAGCAGUGGCGGCGCGGGUCAGAUGGCGGCCGUACCGGCAGCGACGGUGUCCGAGGUGGAACAGGAUACGGUGGAGAAUCUGAUCGAGCGCAUACUGCCGUGCGUGAACGCGGAGGGCGUGCUGCGGCUGCUGUCCGUGCGCAAGGGCAAGCUGCUGCUAACGCGCAUCCAGAAGGCGCUCGGCGAACAUACGGCCCGCUGGACGAUCUGGUGCACGGUGCUGUCCACGCUGGUUGCCCUGCCGAAGCGCGAUCGCGAGGAUGCGGAAGAUCAGCUCAGUCCGCUGUUUGCUGAGUUUGAGCUGCACGUGAAGUAUGCACAGGGCGGCGAGUUGAUGCCGCUGUUCGAGACGCUGCUCAACACUGACCAGUUGCUCAGCUUGGUGCCCCGGUGCAAGUUCCUGCUGCUGACGAUGCUCACUCUGAUCGCGCAUAUGGAACACUUGACCACGAUCGAUGGGUUCGAUGGGCUGGCGGCAGUGAGCAACGGCGAUGAGGCGACCGACAGCACUAGCAACGAUGGUGAGGAAAGCGGCGGUGGUGGCGAUGGUGGCACUGUCUCCCGCCGACUCAUCUGGUCGCGCUGGAUGAGUCUGCUGCGCGAGCUGGCACGUGUGCUGGACAGUGCGGCAGCUGUUGCGGUCGGCAGCAAGCCCCAGAAGGUACUGCUCAAGCUUGAUUCGUCCUGCGGCAAGGUGAAGCAACUGCGCGCACACCUACAGCGCCAUCCGGAGCUGGAGCUGGAGCGCAAGCUUCGGGCCAUCGUAUCGAUCAUCGACAUUGGCGGUCCCUCGUCCCUGGCAACGACGGCGGAAGGAUCGGCGUCCGGCGAGGAAGUAAGCAAAAAGAAAACCUUAAAGGACGACAGCUCUCGUGGAGUAAAAACAUAGGAAUCUCACUCUUCAAAAGAAAAAAAAGUUUCUUCGUUCCUUCGAACCGGAUUUGAACCAGUGACCUAUGGAUUACUCUCUAUCGAACUUUCGCUUCUACAGUCCACCGCUCUACCAACUGAGCUAUCGAAGGAUGUGUCGGAGAGGGCGCUACACGCCAUACCUAAACAACAGCCUAGCAGCUCAUCCAUCCACUGGGAGGGGGCGGAGAAAAGUUUGCAAACGUUGGGGAAUAAAUCAGUUCUUCAAAGAAAGUUUGCGCGCCGUGGUCGGUUCUCGGUUCGGUUCGAACUCGCUCUCGGUGUGUGUGUGUUUGCGCGAGUAAAGCAGAAAACUUUCCACCGGCUGGGCCGCGCGUUAGUGUGCUCGUUACGAAUCCGGUACGUGUGUGGACACACAGAUCCAUCAUCAGGCGAUGAAUUUUCCAAAAGUUUUUCCUCGCUCGCUGCUUGCUGCUGGUUGCUGGUACCUUGUCACAGAUUGUUUUUUUUUUCUCUCUUCUACUAUUCAUUGCCAUUGAAUGUCGGAUCAAUAAUUGCACUUGUAAAUCACGGUUGCGGAUUAAACAGCCAAACCUCUUUAGACGAUAGCGACAGAUAGCGAAAAUGCAUAAAGAAAUCAUAACGAUGCCGGUACUUCGUAACGCAAAUUCAUUGGAAGAGAAUGGAAGAAAGAUAAUUUUAAUAAAAGUAAGCAAUACACUACGUAAAAGACGAAGAUUCUUAGCAAAAUAAAAAACUUUAUAAACAUUCAAUAAGUGUAGGUUGUAGAUGAAAGGGAAAACGGAAACAAUACUAUCUCUCCACUGGUUCCGUUCAAUCGUCAAUCACAAAAAAAAUGUACAAAUUAACACAACUGGUUAAAUAUAAUUAUUGCAAAAUAAAAGUAAAAAUCUUACCAAAAUCAUUCAGUACACUUUCGCCGAAAUACGAAAAGAUGAGAAAAAGUCGUGUUAAAAAAAUAGAUUGUAAUACCAGGCUGUUACUUUUUCGAUUUAAAAUAGAAAAUUUCAACAUGCUCCUGUUACUUUUUGGCACGUACGUUUUGCGAACGGGACUCAAAUUUCCAUUCCAAAACAAUCUUAAAAUAAAAUAAAUAAAAAAACACACACACACAAAUACAGUCGCCGCCCAUUGUUGGUUCAACCGUACACAGACACACCGAAUUCGGGCGUUCCUGCUAGUUCCGUUCCGUUCUGUGCGCCCCUUCCCUUUUGGCCUUCUGACGAGGAAUGACCUUUCGGAAGACAUCAUGAGAAACGAUCAAAUCGCCGUUUCCCAGCCGUCCCAGUCGUCGCCGUACAAGAAUCUCGUUCGGUCACAUUCCAACAUUGGGUUUGAUGGGAGGGGGAAGGUGUAGGAGGUUGCAUUUCUGCACCGCACUGCACUGCAACAACCCCAGGAUCGCGCACACGCUCUGCUGGGUCGUGAUUCAUACAUAAACGGGAAUGUUCUCCACGAUGCUGCCGGGCGCGCCAUAAAGCCCGAAAAAAAAGGUGAAACUCGGAUGACUCGGCGCAAGGGGACCCCUCACCUCACCACAGAUUAAUGCCAACAAGCGAACAGCGGAUCACAUUCCAAUCCUUCUUCACCUUUUGUAUAUGUGAUAUGUAUUAAAACAAAAGAAAAUAAAGUAGAGUUUAACGUUAAUUUUCGCACUUUAGUGUAAGUGAGUUUGUAUUAUCAUUGUUAUUAUUAUAAUCAUUUUAAUCUUCUCUUUCUUUUCGCCUCCUCUCUGGCCUUCCUAAUACAAUUCUAAUACUAGCGACUGGUGCUUUUCUUAUAAACAUAGACAGAAUCAUAAUCACACUCCCAUUUUUCAUGAUACCCCCCACAAAAAAGGGACAAAAGAGGUGUGAAGGAGCGCGCAGGGUUCUUCAUUCUCCUCCUAUUCGGAGUAUUUAUUGGAUUAGCUCCUAAACAGGUUUCCUCUCUCGAUUCUCGUCGUCGUCACCCUUUUCACAACUGAGAUGAGAAGAUCAAGCAACCGCGCUGGGGAUCAUUGCACACCAUAGCAACGGAGCCUACACCAUCACCACCACCACCACCAAGCGCCUUACUAAGAUCGAUCAAAACCCAUUCUACUCGCUUUGCUGCACGUUUCCUCUUCUUCUCGGGGGUUCUUCUCCCAUCGGUAGCCGUCGCACCCAGCAAUUGCUGUACCGGGCAGCUUCCCGAUAAUUAUCCUUUCCCUGCUGAGGUGGGGAAGGCCCACAACACACCAACUUGAUCCCUCUAUUAGGCAAUCCUUCGGGUUUUUACUCCCGACCCGCUUCUUCCAUUUUUUUUUCUUCCAAUUUUCCUUUUUCACACAAAUCACGGAUAGUGGUGGUUGUUGUUAAUGGCUCUCUCUCUCUCUCUCUCUCUCUCACUCUCUCUCUCUCUGUGCGUGUUGUUCGUUAAUCUCUUCAGAAGCGGCGAGAAGCAGUAAUUACUGUUACUGCGUGUGCUGUUUGUUGUUUGCUGUGAUUUCUGUCCUAACCCUUUCCCACGUGUUGAGUAUAGUGUCCCACUUUUUCCGCGCGUGUUUGUUUUCUUUUCUUUUUACGGAAGAUUAAAUAACAAGAAGAAAAACAGAAGGAAUUGAGGCAAGGAGCGUUUAACGUAACCACACACAGCAAACAAAACGGACCUUAAUUAAAGCUGCUUGGUGGUGGUGGUGGUGGUGGCGUUGUUUGUUGUCUACAGCCUACUGUGUGUGUUCUCCUGGCAACCCAACAUCAUCUCCCUUCUCUCUCUCACUCUCUCUCUUUUGUUUCUAUAUGGCCCCAAGCUCCUCCUGCUCGCAAUCCUUCUAUCACGACUCUUGAUGGUGGCGGCGGCUUGUGUCGAUAAUAAAGGUUAAAAGGAUGACUUACGAAUUAGUAAAACAAAACGUAUUUACACACACACACCCGAAUUGAAGCGAAAGCGCACUUGUCGUCUGCGUGAGAUCUACUUUCCCUCUUGUGUUUGUCGAUAUAAAUAUAUAUUCUGCAUGCUGCUCGUGUUGCUGUUUCCUCCUUAUAGCACGCACUCUGGUUCUUCUAUCUAUGCUGGUAUCAUUCUUACAGUUGCUAUUUGAUUAAACCCCUCGACUCCUUAAAAACUAAGCACUUAACAACGCCACACUGGUAAGAGUUAAUUAAAGCAGGAAUUCUAAACCAAUAAAAAACAAACAA
This is a messenger RNA of Anopheles coluzzii, 6792 nucleotides long. RefSeq names its product protein PAT1 homolog 1-like. Gene Ontology annotation, cellular component: P-body. Gene Ontology annotation, molecular function: RNA binding. NCBI's taxonomy places the organism in Eukaryota, Metazoa, Arthropoda, Insecta, Diptera, Culicidae. Gene Ontology annotation, biological process: deadenylation-dependent decapping of nuclear-transcribed mRNA; P-body assembly. The record is from RefSeq and is a predicted model, not a curated record. The transcript has 4 exons. The coding region runs from base 636 to 3632 and encodes 998 amino acids.